ACAGCAACAAUGGCCUUAUCAGUCCUGGGCGUGAUCAAGGAGGAGGUGACCUGUCGCAUCUACCUUGACCUGAUGGUGGAACCUGUGAGUGUCGAUUGUGGUCACAGCUUCUGCCGAGCCUGCAUCACACUGAACUAUGAGUCCAGCAAAGGCAAAGAAGGGGAGAGCAUCUGCCCUGUGUGCCAAGUGAGAUACCUGUUUGGGAAACUAAGGCCUAAUCAACUGUUGGCCAACAUAGUGGAGAGGCUGACAGGGUUCAAGUCCAGCCCAGAGGAGGAGCAGAAGGUGAAUGUCUGUGCACAACAUGGAGAGAAACUCCAGCUCUUCUGUGAGAAGGACAUGGUGGCCAUCUGCAGCCUUUGUGAGCGGUCUCGAGUUCACUGUGGUCACCAAACAGCUCCCAUUGAAGAGGUGGCCUAUAAGUAUGAGCGGAAGCUCCAGGCAGUUCUGCAGGAACAGAGGGCAAAUCAGAAAAGAUGUUAUGAGUGGAAAGAUGACCUUCAAAAGGAGAAAAUCUUCUGGAAGAACCAAAUACAGGGUGAUGUAGAAAAAGUUCAGAUGGAGUUUAAAGGACUUCGGGAAUUCCUGAGCUCCAAGGAGAAGAAUGAGGUGCAGAAGCUGAAGCAGGAGGAGGAAGACAUUAUGAACAGCCUGGCACAGUCUCAAAGUGAGGUAGUGAAGCAGAGAGAGUCAGUGAGAGACCUCAUCUCAGAUGUGGAGCAUCACUUGCAGUGCUCAACCAUGGAAAUGCUGCAGGGUGUGAAUUCUGUCCUAACAAGGAGUCAGACCUUAAGACUGAAACGGCCUGAUAUGGUCCCGAGAAAACAGACAAGGAUCUUCCAAGCUCCAGAUCUGAAAGGCAUGCUGCAAGUGUUUCAAGGGCUCAUGGAUGCUCAACACUACUGGGUUCACGUGACCCUGCAUCGAGUUCGAAAUAAAAAUAUUGUCAUUAAUGAGGACAAAAGACAAAUACAACAUCGAAAUGAUUCUAGAAGAAAUUUGCAAAUUUCUGAGACCUAUGAUUUGGGUGUCCUGGGAUACCCAGCUUUCCACUCAGGGAAACAUUACUGGGAAGUGGAUGUGUCUAGAAAUGAUGCCUGGCUCCUGGGGUUAAAUGAUGGAAAAUGUGCUCAACCCCAACUUCAUGCACCAAAUGAAAAGGGCAUCAAAGCCCAAUAUAAUCCUGAUGCUAAACAACAUGUAAAUUAUCAACCUAAAUAUGGCUACUGGGUUAUAGGGAUGAAGAAUGGGUCUGUAUAUAAUGCCUUUGAAGAGUGUUCUGUCACCCACAAUGCCAGUGUCUUGGUCCUCCCUCUGACUGGUCGUCCCAGUCGUGUUGGAGUUUUCCUGGACAGAGAAGCUGGUACUCUCUCAUUUUAUGAUGUUUCCAAAUAUGGAGUUCUCAUCUAUAGAUUCUGUGAAUCUUCCUUCCCUGAUGCAGUUUAUCCAUACUUUAAUCCUAUGUCAUGUUCAGAGCCAAUGACAGUAUGUGGACCACCCUCUUAAACCUCACCCAUAACUGCACAGUGCCCCAUGUCUGAUGUAUCUCAUAUGCCUGAGCUCCCUGGCAUCAUCAUAACUGUUUCUGCUUUUGCUCUUUCCCUUUUAAUGAACUUCAGUUCUCAAUACAAACCAGCAUGGAUUCUUUUCCUUGAUCCAGUUGCUUGUCUGGUUACAAGGCAAUAAUUCCUCAUUUCCCAUAUUCCCAAAGAAAGUGACUCUUUCCUCAUUAGGUGAGGUGAAGCCUCUGCUAAGCCCACUUCCUGGUUUGUGGUGCCACAGAGGGAAGGCAGGGCCUUGUGCAUGCUGAGGAGGUGCUCUACCACUGAGCCACUCGACUCAGCUCUGCCGUGUCUGCACAAGCCCAUCCUUCUGCCCCCGACAACGGAUGAAAGAAAGUUCUUCUCCAGCUUGUCCACUAGUUUUGAAAAUUAUAUGGAGGCGUCUCUAGCCUAGGAAUGAGCCCUUAGUGGUAUGUCGGGUUAACCACAAUGUGCUUCAUCCAAACUUAAGAAGGAAACAUCUCCAAUGGUUCCCACUAAGACUGUGUGUUCAGAGUACCAGGUUCUAUUCCUGACACUCCACACAGCACUGUAACCCUGAAUAACAUCCUCAAAGUGUAUCCUUAUUAUAAUUUGUUUACCCUUUUGUAUAAAUAGUACACCCACACUCUAGGUUAGUGUAAGAGAAGAAAGGUGGGGUUUG
Peromyscus eremicus (cactus mouse) is the source of this 2205-nucleotide messenger RNA. Its product is annotated as tripartite motif-containing protein 30A-like. Lineage: Eukaryota; Metazoa; Chordata; Mammalia; Rodentia; Cricetidae. Gene Ontology annotation, molecular function: zinc ion binding; protein binding. The coding region runs from base 10 to 1506 and encodes 498 amino acids. The record is from RefSeq and is a predicted model, not a curated record. The transcript has 7 exons.